AUGCCGCAGCUGCUGCUGCCAGCGCUUCCUCCUCCGUCUUCGCCUGGCGCCGCGGGUUCCUGCCGCCCGAGCGGCGGGGAGUGCAGUGGCCGCCGCCUCUUCCGCCGCCGGGCUCGGGGCCUCCGCACCGACAACAUGGAGGCUGUGAAAAUCUUCAACAGCGAGGAUUGUGCCUCUACUCCUGCUUGUACAGACUGCUUUUCCAGCAGCAUGGACACAAGAAGCAUAUUAUAUUCCCUGAAUGACUACAAACCACCGAUUUCUAAAGCAAAAAUGACUCAAAUUACUAAGGCAGCCAUCAAAGCUAUUAAGUUCUAUAAACAUGUGGUACAGAGUGUUGAGAAAUUCAUUCAGAAUGUAAACCCAGAAUACAAGGUACCGUGGACUUAUGUAUUGACUUCCAAGUGUACGACAAUGCUCGGACAUCAGGGUGGUCAAGAAAGGAUGUCUUUAGGCAACGCGAGAUUUAGGAAUAACAUCAUUUCAACUUUCCAGAAUUUAUAUCGUUGCUGCCCUGGGGAUGACACGAGUAAAAUAGUAAGAGUAUUAAACUUAUGGCAGAAGAAUAAUGUAUUUAAGAGUGAGAUUAUUCAGCCUCUUUUGGAUAUGGCAGCGGGGAUUCCGCCGCCAGUUGUCACCCCGGUCCUGGCCGGCACCACAGCUGCGAUGAGCAACACCCCAGGAACUCCUGUGACACCUGUUACUCCAGCCAACGUGGUCCAAGGUUUGCCUGAUCCGUGGGUAUCCCAGAUAGCAAAUACAGACACGCUCACAGCUGUGGCUCAGAUCUUGCAAAGUCCUCAGGCCAGCCAGUUUCAGCAGUUAAUACAGACUUUACAGAUACAACAGCAGAAGCCUCAGCCGUCCAUUCUGCAGGCCCUGGAUGCUGGUCUUGUUGUUCAGCUGCAGGCUCUGACCGCACAGCUCACGGCUGCCGCUGCGGCAGCCAACACCCUCAACCCCUUGGAGCCGGGAGUGUCUUUUAACAAGAAGUUGAUGGAUAGGUUUGAUUUUGGGGAAGAUUCUGAACAUAGUGAAGAACCCAAAAAAGAAAUUCCAACUUCUCAGCUUUCUCAUGUUUCAGAAUCUGUGAACAAUUCCAUUUUUCAUCAGAUAGCAGAGCAACUACAGCAGCAAAACCUUGAACAUCUCAGGCAGCAGCUCUUGGAACAGCAACAGCCUCAAAAGGCGACCCCUCAGGACAGUCAAGAGGGAACCUUCGGGUCAGAGCAUUCCGCGUCCCCGUCGCAGGGGAGCAGUCAGCAGCACUUCCUCGAACCGGAAGCAAAUUUGGAUGAUUCCAUAGACAUUCAACAGCAGGACAUGGAUAUAGAUGAAGGGCAAGAGGGAGUGGAAGAGGAGGUCUUUGAACAAGAAGCAAAGAAAGUGGCUGUUCGCUCGAGAUCAAGAACACAUUCACGCUCUCGUUCAAGAUCACCCAGAAAACGGAGGUCUAGGUCACGAUCUGGUUCUCGAAAGCGGAAGCACCGCAAGCGGUCGCGCUCGCGCUCACGAGAGAGGAAGAGGAAGUCCUCGCGCUCGUACUCCAGCGAGAGGCGGGCCCGGGAGCGCGAGAAGGAGCGCCAGAAGAAGGGGCUGCCGCCCAUCAGGUCCAAAACGCUGAGUGUCUGCAGUACUACUCUCUGGGUUGGUCAGGUGGACAAGAAGGCGACACAACAGGAUUUAACCAACCUUUUUGAAGAGUUCGGACAGAUUGAAUCCAUUAAUAUGAUUCCUCCCCGGGGCUGCGCUUAUGUCUGCAUGGUUCAUCGACAAGAUUCAUUUCGGGCGCUUCAGAAACUUAGUUCUGGGUCGUACAAAAUUGGGUCCAAGGUCAUUAAGAUUGCUUGGGCUUUAAACAAGGGUGUGAAAACAGAAUACAAGCAAUUCUGGGAUGUGGAUCUUGGAGUGACAUAUAUACCGUGGGAAAAAGUUAAAGUGGAUGACUUGGAAGGUUUUGCAGAAGGAGGCAUGAUUGACCAGGAGACUGUCAAUACUGAGUGGGAAACUGUGAAAAGCUCAGAGCCUGUAAAAGAGACCGCCCCGACAACUCAAAGCCCGCCUCCAGUUGAGAAGGAGACGGUGGUCACAACCCAGGCAGAGGUUUUCCCUCCACCUGUCGCUAUGUUACAGAUUCCAGUAGCACCAGCUGUGCCUACCGUUAGCUUAGUCCCACCAGCAUUUCCUGUGUCCAUGCCGGUUCCUCCUCCUGGCUUCAGUCCAAUCCCUCCACCUCCUUUUCUACGAGCAAGUUUCAACCCUUCACAACCGCCUCCUGGCUUCAUGCCGCCGCCAGUCCCACCACCGGUCGUACCGCCACCCACUAUUCCCCCAGUGGUACCCACACCUUUAGUGCAGCCACCAUUAUCCAUGACUCCAGAAGCUGUGAAGGAGGUUGGAUUUGGUAGCCUAGUUUUACCAGGUGGUCCUGUUGCCGGCAGUCUUGCUGCUUCCACUCUGCCAGCCGGAAAUGUUUUUAACCCUGCUAAACAAGCAGAGCCUGAAGAAAAAGUACCUCAUCUUAUAGACCACCAGAUUUCUUCUGGUGAAAACACCAGAUCAGUGAUUCCAAAUGAUAUUCCAAGUAGCCCUGCGAUUUUAGGGCAGCCGCCAAAUAUGACAAGCAGUGCUGGAAUUCUUGGAGUUCAAAGACCAAAUGUAUCGAGUAAUCCUGAAAUUCUUGGAGUCCGGCCAUCUAACGUUUCCAGUAGUUCUGGGAUUAUUGGAGUCCAGCCACCAAAUAUUCUGAAUAACUCCGGAAUUUUGGGAAUACAGCCGCCAAGUGCUUCGAGCAGUUCCGGACUCUUGGGAGUGCUGCCCCCCAGCAUCCCCAACAACUCUGGACUUGUCGGCGUACAGCCACCGAAUAUCCCCAACGCAUCUGGACUUUUAGCAACACAGCCACCAGCUGGGCCUCAAAACUUACCCCCUUUGAGUCUCUCUAGUCAAAGGAUGCCUGUAAUGCCCAUGUUAGACCUUCGUCCAGGACUGAUGCCACAGGCACCUGGACCAAGAUUUCCAUUACUACAGCCUGGAAUUCCGCCCCAGCGAGGAAUCCCUCCCCCAUCGAUACUUGAUUCGGCUCUUCAUCCACCACCCCGUGGUCCUUUUCCUCCAGGAGAUAUUUUUAGUCAGCCAGAAAGACCUUUUCUAGUUCCUGGAAGGCAAAGUAUAGACAAUAUUAAUAAUCCAGAAAAAAGGAUACCACUUGGGAAUGAUAACAUUCAACAGGAAGGAGAUAGAGAUUACCGGUUUCCUCCUAUAGAAACCAGGGAAAGCAUGAGUAGACCUCCCCCGGUGGAUGUUAGGGAGGUGGUUGGACGGCCUGUAGAUCCAAGAGAAGGUCCUGGAAGACCCCCACUAGAUGGUAGGGAUCAUUUUGGAAGACCUCCUGUAGAUAUUAGAGAAAAUCUUGUGAGGCCGGGUAUGGAUCAUCUUGGUCGAAGAGACCACUUUGGCUUUAAUCCGGAGAAACCGUGGGGGCCGAGAGAUUUUGAUGAGAGAGAGCAUCGAGUCCUACCUGUCUUCGCUGGGCCAAAAGGCUUACAUGAAGAAAGAGCUCGAUUCCGGUCCGGAAACUAUCGUUUUGAUCCCAGAAGUGGUCCUUGGAACAGAGGAUUUGGGCAGGAAGUGCACAGGGAUUUUGAUGACCGCAGAAGACACUGGGAGAGGCAGCGGGAUAGGGAUGACAGAGAUUUUGACUUCUGCAGAGAAAUUAACGGAAAUCGUCUUGGAAGAGAACGAAUUCAAAACACCUGGGUCCCCCCUCCUCAAGCUCGGGUCUUUGAUUUCUUUGAAGGGGCCACUUCUCAACGAAAAGGUGAUAAUGUGCCUCAGGUUAAUGGUGAAAAUGCUGAGAGACAUGCUCAACCACCACCUUUGCCAGUACAGAAUGAUCCCGAACUUUAUGAGAAACUGACAUCUUCGAGUGAAAUAAACAAGGAGAAGAGUGACACAGUUGCUGAUAUAGAAAGUGAACCAGUGGUAGAAAGCACAGAAACUGAGGGGACAUAAUCAUCACUCAGUAGGUAAAAGAUACCUUUUGUAAAGUUGUCAUCUCUCUGUAAUAGCUUAAUGGCUGACUGGACCAUAGUUGUUCACUUUUGUCUGCCAGAAUUAAGUUAAUCUGAUGUUCCUGUUCACUUUUCUCUUAAAAUAAUUGUACAACUGACUUGUAUAGACAUUGUUCUUAAUAUGAACAUGGUAGGUAAACAUUUUUUAUUUUUCUGAUAAAGUAUAAAUGUUGCCCCCUGAUUCUUUUAACUUCAAGGAAAUGAAUAACAGCUUGUCAGAGACUUCCUAUGGAAGAAAGGAAUUUUUAGAUACUACCAUUAGGUUGGAUAUGGCAAUAGAUAUAUUUCAAAAUAGCAAGUCAUGGUAUAUCUUAUCCCAUAUCUUUAGGCUGCUGCAGAAUUUUAAGGUAAUAGACCAAGCUGUGAUAUUUUAUGCAAAGACUGGCUCUAGGUAUUUGAGGAGCACAAUACAGAGAUUUUAAAAAGUGAUUUUGUAAAAUCUACACUAUGGUCUCUGUUUCUCCAAAGUAAGUGUUUGUGAUUUGUUCCUCAUACUACAUACAGUGAGUACAAAGAAAUAAGAAAACAACAACGUAAAUAUUAAAGUACGUUUCAAUGUUGGGUGAAUUUUGUUUUUAGAUGCCAAUAAAACUUACUUGUUUGAUAACAGU
Messenger RNA from Phyllostomus discolor (pale spear-nosed bat), 4684 nucleotides. RefSeq names its product SR-related CTD associated factor 8 (gene SCAF8). Gene Ontology annotation, cellular component: nucleus. The record is from RefSeq and is a predicted model, not a curated record. NCBI's taxonomy places the organism in Eukaryota, Metazoa, Chordata, Mammalia, Chiroptera, Phyllostomidae. Gene Ontology annotation, molecular function: RNA binding.